AUGAAGUCUUCCAAGACCUUCAUGAGACAGCUGCCGGUCACACCAGGCUACAGUGGCUUCGUGCCCUACCUUAGCUGCCAGGGAACCUCCGGUGAGGAUGACAUGUCGCCCUGUCUGAAAAUCUUCCAGGAGAACACACAGCGAUAUAAAGACCAGCUGGAGGAAUUUCGCUGCUCGGUGGCCACUGCCCGGAAACUGAAGCCCGUCUGCUCGGAGGAGACGGUCCUGCGCGCGCUGCACCAGUACCACCGGCAGUACCACCCCCUGAGUCUGGAAUGCAAAUACAUAAAGAAACCGCUGCAGGAGCCCCCGAUCCCUGGCUGGGCGGGCUACCUGCCGAGAGCCAGGGUCACUGAAUUAGGCUGUGCCACCCGGUACACCGUCAUGGCCAGAAACUGCUACAGGGACUUCCUGAACCUCGUGGAGCAGGCCAAGAGAGCGCACCUGAAACCGUAUGAAGAAAUAUAUGGAGUCAAGUCCACACCACCUUCUCCUCUUCCUUCUCCCCCAGUUUUGCAGCAUGAAGGGCUGCUGCCCAAACAUCCAGAUUUCUCUCUUCCAGGUGCCAGCUGUCCUACCCUUGCAAGAGCCCUGAUGGAUGACCCCAGACCUCCAGCGACAUGUGACUGUACCCAGAGGCCAAGUGUGUCUUGCCAUGGGAAGAUUUAUCUAGAGCCACUGUCCUCAGCAAAGUACACAGAAGGGUAG
Messenger RNA from Camelus dromedarius (Arabian camel), 708 nucleotides. RefSeq names its product sperm microtubule inner protein 5 (gene SPMIP5). Bases 1 to 708 code for a protein of 235 amino acids. The record is from RefSeq and is a predicted model, not a curated record. NCBI's taxonomy places the organism in Eukaryota, Metazoa, Chordata, Mammalia, Artiodactyla, Camelidae. The transcript is spliced from 5 exons.